This is a messenger RNA of Alligator mississippiensis (American alligator), 6407 nucleotides long. It is a transcript of the gene GRIP2, whose product is annotated as glutamate receptor interacting protein 2. Gene Ontology annotation, molecular function: protein binding. The transcript has 25 exons. The coding region runs from base 852 to 4190 and encodes 1112 amino acids. NCBI's taxonomy places the organism in Eukaryota, Metazoa, Chordata, Crocodylia, Alligatoridae. Gene Ontology annotation, biological process: neurotransmitter receptor transport, endosome to postsynaptic membrane. The record is from RefSeq and is a predicted model, not a curated record.
UUGACAGCAGCUUGACAUUGCCUUGAAAGGUGCUGGAAGCUCUACAAGCAUUUGCCAAGGGGGGUGGGGGAGAGGAAAGCGUGUCAAACAAUACUGCAGUCACAGCCUGUUCUCCUGCUUGGAAAGGCUGCUGCAACUUGGAGAUUUCCAUCAGGCUUAGCUGCCAUCCAACUUUGCAACUGGGGAUUGUGCAGAGAAAGGACUCAGAGUCACAGGAGGGAGCCCCCCACUGCAGCUGGAGCAUCGCAAGCUGCUUGCUUUUCUUUUUUUCUUUUUCAUGAAUUCCCAUGUCAAGGAACAAAAGGGCAAAUACACUGCCUGAACGGGAUGAUGGCUGCACUCCACCAAUGUGGUACAAGUUGGAGUAUCACUGGGAAUGAAGUGCCUGCCUCACAUUUGCUGCAUCUGCCAGAGAGUCAGGGUUUAAGUUGCCACUGCUCCUUAACCAGCUGCCCCUUUUAAUCAUUACCUUUACAACUUUUGCCCCACAUUGCCUGGUGGUUGGUCAGUCUGGCAGAUCUGAUGCUGGAUUUUUAAGAACAGCUAAAGAUCUUUUAGCCUCAGGCGUUCUCUCAUUUUCAAACAAGAGCAGAGCUUGAGAAUCUGGUUUCUCAAACAUCUAUUCUUAUUUUUUAAAGACGGUGCAACAUUUUGGGAUCCUCGCAGAGUGGUGUCAAUUGGACUUAUUUUCCUUUUAAGUGGAGGAGCACAGAGUGCUUUGUAACCCUGCUCUGUUGUGGGAGACAGCCUGAAAGUGAGCUGGCUGUAAAGUGAUUCCAGUGCAGCCAGGGGAGAGAGAGAAAGGAGCUGGUAUUGCAAUUAGCUGAAUGCUUUGAUAGAUAAUAGCGGACAUGCUUUGUGGACUGAAAAAGGAUUUACAGUCAGAUUUUGAUGAUGGUCCUUACUCAAAGGGCAGCAAGGACUCGAGUGGAAUGGAAGCAGCCUUGGUCUCCAGAAGGCAAAGCAUUCCAGAGGAAUUCAGAGGCGUUACCAUUGUGGAGCUGAUUAAGAAGGAAGGAAGCACCCUCGGGUUAACCAUAUCAGGGGGCACGGACAAAGAUGGAAAGCCAAGAGUCUCCAAUCUGAGGCCAGGAGGAUUGGCAGCAAGAAGCGACCAGCUAAACGUUGGAGACUAUAUCAAGUCAGUGAAUGGUAUCAACCUGACUAAACUGAGACAUGAUGAGAUUAUAAGCCUGCUUAAAAAUGUCGGGGAAAGGGUGGUGCUAGAAGUGGAGUAUGAACUACCCCCAGCUGCGCCAGAAAGCAGCUCUGGCAUUAUUCCAAAGACUAUAGAGGUGUCUCUGUACAAGGAAGGCAACAGUUUUGGCUUUGUUCUAAGAGGGGGAGCCCAUGAAGACUGGCACAAAUCCAGGCCAUUGGUACUCACGUAUGUGAGGCCAGGUGGCCCAGCAGACAGGGAAGGGUCCUUGAAAAUCGGGGACAGGUUGCUGAGUGUCGAUGGGAUUCCCCUUCAUAGCGUGACUCACGCUGACGCGCUGAAUAUCCUGCGUCAGUGCAGCCAGGAGGCGCUCUUCCAGAUUGAGUACGAUGUCACCAUCAUGGAUACUGUAGCUAAUGCUUCUGGUCCUUUGCUAGUGGAAAUAGCCAAGACUCCAGGGUCUACACUGGGGAUCACUCUGACAACAAGCACACAUCGAAAUAAGCAGGUCAUAGUCAUUGACAAGAUCAAGCCAGCCAGUGUGGUGGACAGAUGUGGAGCCCUGCAUGUUGGUGACCACAUCCUCUCCAUCGAUGGCACCAGCACAGAGCACUGUUCCUUAUUAGAGGCAACUCAGCUCUUAGCUGCCACUUCAGAAAAUGUCAAGUUAGAGAUACUGCCUGUUCACCAGAGCAGACUUCCCCUGAAGCCUCCAGAAACAGUCAAGGUGCAGAAGAGCGACCAUCACCACUGCUGGGAUCCCUGUGUCAACUACUGCCACACACAUCACCCAGGACACUGCAAGACGCCCACCUGGAACCAGACCUCCAGCCAGGAUUAUUGCAAAUCUCUGGUGGCUGCCAACUUUUCAUCCCCGACCAUGAAUGCACAAGGCUUCCCCUGCCAGAAUUCGAAUACUCUACCUCGGAGCUCCCACCCCAUGAGCCCACGGGCCACCAUGAUGAGGAGGAGACAGAAGAAGAAGGAGCACAAGAGUUCACUGUCGCUGGCCUCCAGCACAGUGGGUCCCGGUGGGCAGAUCGUUCAUACAGAGACAACUGAAGUGGUCCUAAGGGGAGACCCAUUGAAUGGCUUUGGACUUCAGCUCCAGGGAGGGAUCUUUGCUACGGAAACCCUGUCUUCCCCACCUCUUGUCCGCUUUAUUGAGCCUGACAGCCCAGCAGAGAGAUGUGGGCUGUUACAAGUAGGAGAUAGAGUACUUUCCAUCAAUGGCAUCGCAACUGAAGAUGGGACUAUGGAGGAAGCCAAUCAGCUCUUGCGUGAUGCAGCUCUUACUAAUAAAGUUGUGCUGGAAAUAGAAUUCGAUGUGGCAGAGUCCGUCAUACCUAGCAGUGGUACCUUCCAUGUUAAACUGCCCAAGAAAAGAGGUGUGGAGCUUGGAAUUACGAUCAGCUCUGCAAGUAGAAAGCCUGGUGAACCUUUAAUUAUCUCUGAUAUCAAGAAGGGGAGUGUAGCACACAGAACUGGAACCUUGGAGCCAGGGGAUAAGCUGUUAGCCAUCGAUAACAUCCGACUUGACAACUGCUCAAUGGAGGAUGCCGUGCAGAUCUUGAAGCAGUGUGAAGACCUGGUCAAAUUGAAGAUUAGGAAAGAUGAAGAUAACUCUGAUGAACAGGAGACAACAGGUGCUAUUAUCUACACAGUAGAACUGAAGAGGUACGGUGGCCCCUUGGGAAUCACUAUCUCUGGAACGGAGGAACCUUUUGAUCCAAUCGUUAUUUCAGGCCUGACCAAACGAGGGCUGGCUGAAAGGACUGGAGCCAUCCAUGUAGGUGACCGGAUAUUAGCUAUUAAUAAUGUUAGCCUCAAGGGCAAGCCAUUGAGUGAAGCCAUCCAUCUACUCCAAAUGGCUGGAGAAACUGUAACACUGAAGAUCAAGAAACAAACUGAAAAGUCCUAUCCCAAGAAGUCAGGGAGCAUCAAUGAAGUGAGUGACCCGGAAGAUGAACUGACCGACUCUCAGAAAACUAGCAAACUCUCUGAGAUUUACUCCACCACAAUCCCUAGUGUGGACAGUGCUAUGGAAUCCUGGGACGGCUCAGGCAUCGAUGCCGGGUAUGGAAGCCAAGGUACGUACAUACCUCAAGCAGCUGGCAUUGCCCUACAUCCACAUGAGUGGAGACAUAGCAGGCAGAAGAACAGCACCCCUCCUGGGGAUCCCAGGAAGAAUUAUCCCUAUCUGGAUGGGAGCUUCAGUGAAGAUGACUGGGACAAACCUAGCAGAUAUCCCAACCGCCAAAACGGCCUUGAGACCACACACGAGGAUAGUUUUUGGCGUGUUUUUGGAGAAGCUUUGGAGGACUUGGAAACAUGCGGCCAGUCUGAACUUUUGAGGGAGAUUGAGGCAUCCAUCAUGACAGGGAGUGUGCACAGCCUGGGCUUGGAAGGAAGCAAAUUGCUCAUGGACUCUGUUAGCCAGUCAGGAUUGAGCCCAUUGAGGAAAGGAUCUUCCAGCUAUGAUGAAGGACAAAGUGAUGGCAACAUCACUCCCACCAAGAAAAAUGAGAGGAAUCUGGAGGUGAAGAAGAUUGAGAAGGAGAUGCAGGAAAUCAUGUCUCCCACCCCCCUCGAAUUCCACAAGAUGACACUCCACAAGGACCCUGAGAGUGAAGACUUUGGAUUCAGUGUGUCCGAUGGUCUCUUGGAGAAAGGUGUCUAUGUAAAUAUGGUCCGUCCAAAUGGGCCAGCUGAUCAGUGUGGCCUCAAACCUUAUGACAGAGUCCUUCAGAGCUCCAGCGUACCGCUGCCCUCCUCUUCUGGUCCCUGCGCACCUGGCUCUUUCCUGAUGAACGAACAGAAUGACUUAAAGCAGGUAAAUCGUAUCCGAACGAGAGACUUUGACUGCUGUCUGGCUGUCCCUCUGAUCUCUGAGGCAGGAGAGAAACUGGACCUGGUCAUUAGCCGAAAUCCUCUGGCACUUGCUGCCAAUGCUCAACUAGGAGAGAGUGGGGAAUUGCCAGUCCAACAGACCUUGGGCAUGGAGGCCAAGAUGAGCAGACAGACACUCUGAGGAGGGAGGAUGCGAAUGGGAGGUACCUUCAGGCCCUGGCAGGGCAGAGAAACUGUUGGGUAUCCAUUGUGUUUUUCCUGUUUUGCACUGGUAUUUGUAAUGUAAUAUGACUUGCAAAAGUGGGGUGCGUCUAAAACUCUUAAUUCAGAGACCACCAAGCAGUAUGAGCUACGUGGGAUGAGCAGCUUAGGCUUUGGGUAAUGCAGAUGGUCAAAUGGGCUGCCGGUAGCAGAAAACAAUAUCCAAGGUUGCUUACUAUUGACAGGGCGGCCUUCAGUCAUCCCUCCACUGAGGUGAGCUUUCACCCUGCACGGGGUCAUGGAGAGCGGGUCAGCCCCUAGGCCCUCUGCCACCCUCAUCCUGAAGGGCUUGGCCAUCCUUUUAAAUGUGCUCGGUGCUAUUUUUUUUUCUUGUUUGCCCUGUUAAUCAUGUACAGCAAGAUCAACAUGACCUGUAUGCUCCAGUAAUGGAAACUGCUUCGUUUUAAACCAUGAUUGCUAAACUGGCUUUGAAAUUCCCUUCACUCACUAACACUUGGGCAGUGUUGAUGUCCAUGGAAAACAUCUCAGACUUUUUUGCCAGUGGGUAGCUGCCAUUUUUAUGCAUUUAAUUUGAAGCCAAAUCUCUUCUGAGAAUGGUUUGGUGUCUUUAUCUCACAUUUGGAUAUCUCCCCCCAUCACGACUCCACCGCACUACACUUACCCCCUUUGGAAAAACAAUGAAGCACUUUGCCCACUUGGCAACUCCAAGACAUGAUUGAUUUAUUUGUCUGCAUAUAACUGUACAGAACUUUUAGAGGAACGUGGCAUCCAGGACAAAAAGCCAGUGUGUGAUUGUCCAAAGUCACUGGCCCUCUUGUUCACAUAGGCCAUCCGGAGAUGUCUCUCAUUUAAAAAAAACCAGACUGUUCAGGCUAGUAAACAGCUGAACACCAUUCAUCUUGAUCCAAAUUCCAGGGGUUUUUUUUCCUCCUGUUUUCAGUAAAUAGAACCUUGUAGUCUCUUGGCAAACACUGGCAUGAGAAGCCCUCUGCUAGAUUGAUGUUGUCUCUUCUGUUUUUAUAAGCCUGUCCUGUAUGGGGUCAUCCUAGUGCAAAUUCAAAUGUGUACCUUUUAUUUUUAAUGCUGAUGAUGGGUUUUAGACUCUUCCUGUUGUCUGCUGUAGCUGCCCUCUGGUUGCCUCUCGUUAAUCUCUGUGACUUGUAAGCCGGAUGCCUUUUCGGUCCCUACCCUCUCACACUGCAUUGCCUCACCUUUUAUAGAAGAUACGGGCAUGAUGUUUGCAUUGGUUUAAUGAUCCUCUGCAGCAAACUAAUGAGAAUGCAACCCAGGCCAUGAUCUCAUCCCUUCUCAUGUCCAUGAGCUAGAUAGCCAUUACCUGUGCAUUUUUACACAUGGCAAAAGUGAGCGCCUGCUCCAUGUGUCACAUGUUAGCACUUUAUUCUGAUUUUUAUUUGUUAACUGAUGUCAGAAGGGCCUGAUUUAGGGGAGGGUUUUUUUGGGAGGAGGGGGUGUUAUUUAAAGAUCUCUACUUAGCAGAAUUGGUCUAUUCCUUAUUUAUUUUUUUUAUUCUUCUUCUUCUUGUGUAUUAUUAUGGAUGCCACAUUGAUGUAGGUUUGAAAUGUUCAUUGUCUCGCCAGGACUGAUUGCUUUAUCUGUACUCUAGCCUGUUCCCUUCCAACAGCCCGAAGUGUCAGGGUGUUUCUUCAAGACACACAUCCAGUCCCAUCCAGCUAAGUGUAGUUGUAGCCAUUCUCUUCAAGUAUGCAAUAUCCCAUGCCAUUGCUGCCAUAACUAGAUAAUGUGCCAUAACCAAUACUGCGGAGCAUUGACAGUGCAGCCGAAAGUGUUUUUUUAUAUGCAAUAUUCUAAACAGCAGAAGCUCGCUGUGGCUUCUCAUAGGUUUUUAAUGAAAACUUUUAUUAAAGGCUUUAAAGAAACUCGGUCCUUGUAUCCCUUCCUAUGCAUUUUGAAUGAUACUAAAAUGAAAUGCAUUACUUAAAUGUGUAUUUUUAUCCAUAUAUUAGAAUGUAUUCCUUGUAAAGUAUUUUUAUAUGCUAAUUUUCUUAUGUAUCGAUGAAAGCACAAUAUUUAAGGGUACAGCAUUUCAAAGAAUAUUUUAGUCCAGUUUUGGACCUAUUUGUAAAUCUCUGUAUUUAAAUGGGAUUGCGAUGACUUUGAUUUUUUUUUUUAAUUAAAUAAAAACAAAUGAAAUGCA